Alnus glutinosa is the source of this 4847-nucleotide messenger RNA. RefSeq lists its product as uncharacterized. The transcript is spliced from 9 exons. Lineage: Eukaryota; Viridiplantae; Streptophyta; Magnoliopsida; Fagales; Betulaceae. The coding region runs from base 181 to 4521 and encodes 1446 amino acids. Gene Ontology annotation, biological process: positive regulation of DNA-templated transcription. The record is from RefSeq and is a predicted model, not a curated record.
ACGUAUUUAACGCAAUAAGCUCCGGUGACUAGUCAUCACCGCUCGUCGGUUUACUCGACACGCAAGCACUUGCUUUCAGGCGAGGUUCAUUUCCAUUGUGGAAGAGAAAGAGACCUCGUACCUCAGCUCAUAGCACAGCGUCAGAUUAGGAAUUGGAAGAAAGCAAAAUCGAGAAACCCGAUGGUGAAAUCGGAGAGAGAUCUUCAGUGCCAGUGCGUGGGAAGACUCGAAGUCGUUCGGCCCAAACCCGUGGGCUUCCUCUGCGGUUCUAUCCCCGUUCCCACCGACAAAUCCUUUCAGGCUUUCAAUUCCUCCGCUCUCGUCCCCUCUCACCAAACAGUGAGCGCUCCGCGGUACCGGAUGCUUCCGACGGAGACAGACCUCAAUACGCCUCCGCUUCUCUCGAACUUUCUAGACAAGGUUCUUCCCAAUGCCGCCGUGCAGUCCAAGGCCACUGGAGAUUUACCUUGGGAAGGUGGUGCUGUUACAUCAAAUCUUUCUAGGAAAUGUGAGUCCCUUGCAGUAUCUGGUUUGGUUGAGUAUGGGGAUGAGAUAGAUGUGAUUGCUCCAGCUGACAUUCUAAAGCAGAUUUUUAAAAUGCCAUACUCCAAGGCACGAUUAUCCAUUGCAGUACAUCGUAUAGGACAAACUCUUGUUCUGAAUACUGGGCCUGAUGUUGAAGAGGGAGAAAAGUUGAUUAGAAGACAUAAAAAUCAAUCAAAAUCUGUAGAUUCGUUAUUUCUGAAUUUUGCUAUGCAUUCAGUUAGAAUGGAGGCUUGUGAUUGUCCUCCAACUCAUCAAGUCCCAUCACAGGAGCAAUCAAACUCUUCUGUUCUUCCUGGAGGAAGUAGAACGCAGUUUAUGGGGACAUGUGACAGUGUUGUUCAAGAUGAAGGAUUCAAUUGUUGUUCUGAGUACCCUCAAGUUAAACAGGAUGGCUUCUUUUGGGGAAAUAAGAAGAAGAAGAGAAGUAAAGGGCGUGAUCCUGUUCAAAAGGCUUCACAAGUUGGUGAGAAGCAGAGGUGCUCAAUGCAAGAGUCUGAAAAACAUAGAAGAGUCAGUAAUGAUGGGUUUCUAAGGGUUUUGUUUUGGCAGUUUCACAAUUUCCGUAUGCUUUUGGGCAGUGACUUACUUAUGUUCAGUAACGAAAAAUAUGUUGCUGUGAGCUUGCAUUUAUGGGAUGUUACACGACAGGUCACUCCAUUAACUUGGCUUGAAGCUUGGCUUGACAAUGUCAUGGCAAGUGUGCCUGAAUUGGCCAUCUGUUAUCAUCAGAAUGGUGUUGUUCAAGGUUAUGAGCUUCUGAAAACAAAUGAUAUAUGUCUAUUGAAAGGAAUCUCUGAGGACGGCACUCCUGCUUUUCAUCCUUAUGUUGUCCAGCAAAAUGGCCUUUCUGUUUUGAGGUUCCUUCAAGAAAACUGCAAGCAGGAUCCUGGUGCUUAUUGGCUUUAUAAAAGUGCAGGCGAAGAUUUAAUUCAACUUUUUGAUCUCGCUGUUAUUCCCAAGACCCAUUCUUGCAAUGAUUGUGAUCAUGCCUCAAGCUCCCUGCCUUCACUCUUGCAUAGGGGACGAAGUGAUUCCUUGUAUUCAUUAGGGAUUCUCCUGUACCGAAUCGCUCACAGGCUUUCACUUUCAUUGGCUCCUAAUAAUAGGGCAAGAUGUGUGAGGUUCUUUAGAAAAUGUUUGGAUUUUCUGGAUGAGCCAGAUCAUCUGGUUGUACGUGCAUUUGCUCAUGAACAAUUUGCGAGGCUCAUUUUAAAUUAUGAUGAAGAGCUGGAUUUCACAUCUGAAUCUCUUCCUGUAGAAUGCCAAGUUAAAGUUACUGAUGCCGAGGAAGAAUCCUCAGACUUUGUAAGUAGUAUUUCUGAAUCAGCUGUCGAUGGAAAGGUCUCCUCUUUAGUUGCAGAGGACAAACCAUAUGAAGAUGGACAAAGUUUUCAGGAUUUAGUAUCAGAUGCUUCUGUCAAGAUGACUUUGGAGGCGAAUUUAUCUGCUUCCAGAAAAUUGAUAGCUGCAGAUGAGACAGAAUUAACGGAUCCAGGAGGAACUGCGCUAACUUCCAGUGGUGAUGAAAACUUUGCAGUGUGCAAGGUGUCUCCAACACCAGUUCAAACUGUCACUGAUCCCAUUUCUUCUAAGUUAGCUGCAGUACAUCAUGUUUCUCAGGCUAUCAAGUCUCUCAGAUGGACGCGACAACUGCAGAGCACUGAACCAGAGCUGGUGGAUGAAGGCAGGGAAACUAAUGAUACACUGUUUUCUGUUUGUGCAUGUGGUGAUGCUGACUGUAUUGAAGUUUGUGACAUUCGGGAAUGGCUUCCAACAUCAAAAUUGGACAAUAAGUUGUGGAAACUUGUUCUUUUGCUUGGAGAAUCUUAUUUGGCACUUGGUCAAGCUUAUAAGGAGGAUGGUCAGUUGCAUCAGGCAUUGAAGGUUGUAGAAUUGGCAUGUUCUAUUUAUGGAUCAAUGCCUCAGCAUCUUGAAGACACGAGGUUCAUUUCUUCAAUGAUCAGUUGCUCAUCAUUGCAGAAGAAAUUCAGUGAAAGAAAUGAAAAGACAAGAUUAUACAGUGCUGGUGUGAAAGAUGAGACAUCCAGCUCUACAGAUGAUUCUCUUACUUUUGAGCAAUACUCUUCCACUUAUCUGUUCUGGGCCAGGGCAUGGACAUUAGUUGGAGAUGUUUAUGUUGAGUUCCAUAUGAUAAAAGGUGAAGAGAUCUUAAUACAGGCUGAGAGGAGAUCCACUAUUAGAGAGUUGAGAAUCUCUUCUGAGGUGGUCAAGGAAGUUAAAAGGCUUAAGAAGCAGCUGGGGCAGAAUAGCCAGAAUUGCAGUUCAUGUUCCUUGGUAAAUUGCAGCUGUGAGAAUGACAGGGCAAGCAGUGGUAGCAGUGCAAGCAGUAGCAAUGCAGAUAUGCGUGCAGUAGCUUACGGCAGAAAACACACAAAGAAAUCGUAUGCUAAGAGCACGCCCUACACGCUUUUGGGAGACCUUGAAGAUGACCAUGUACAUAACCAAAUGGACAGUAGAAAAAGUUUUGACAUUGGGCAUCUACAGCACAAGAGAGGUGAUGAAAGCCUAAAAGCUUCUUAUACUGAUAAUCUUGGGGGAAACCCUUUGGAGAGAGUGGAGAGUUUUCUGGAGAGGCAUGGCACAGGCUCCACAGUGGCUUCUCAAACUGAAAUAGCUUCUAGAGAAACACCCAAAGUGAAAGAAAAUGGUGGGAUAUUUAAGUACCUUGGGGGUCCUGUAGUUAGAGAUGCAGAGCAUAGUCUGUUAGCUGCCCUAAGCUGUUUUGAAGAAGCUAGAAAGGCAUUGGGUGGACUUCCAUCUGGUUCAGGAGAACUACAAUCUGUGGUCAAGAAGAAAGGGUGGGUUUGCAACGAACUGGGUCGUAACCGGCUUGAAAGAAGAGAAUUGACCAGAGCUGAAGUUGCUUUUGCAGAUGCUAUAAAUGCAUUCAGAGAAGUUUCUGAUCACGCAAACAUUAUAUUAAUUAACUGUAAUUUGGGCCAUGGCAGACGAGCAUUGGCUGAAGAGAUGGUAUCAAAGAUCGAAGAUCUCAAAAUACAUGCACUCUUCCGUAAUGCAUACAACCAAGCAUUGGAGACUGCGAAACUAGAAUAUAGUGAAUCACUGAGAUAUUAUGGAGCAGCAAAGUCGGAACUAAAUUUUGUUGCUGAAGGGGCUGACUCUGUGACAAGCAGCUUGAGGAAUGAGGUAUGUACACAAUUUGCCCAUACAUAUCUGAGGCUUGGCAUGCUCUUGGCUAAAGAAGAUGCAACUGCUGAAGUUUAUGAAAAUGGAGCCUUGGAAGAUAAAUGUGUAAAUUAUACCAGUCCUAGUGACAGAAGAGCAAGGAAAGAGUCGAGAAAGCAUGAGAUUUCAGCCAAUGAUGCCAUACGGGAGGCAUUGUCUGUGUAUGAAUCGCUCGGUGAAUUGCGUAAACAGGAGGCUGCAUAUGCUUAUUUCCAGCUGGCUUGCUACCAAAGGGAUUGUUGUUUGAAGUUUUUGGAGUCAGAUCAUAAGAAAAGCAACUUAUCUAAAGGGGAAAACAACAUUCUCCAACGGGUCAAGCAGUAUGCUUCCUUGGCCGAGAGAAACUGGCAAAGAGCCAUGGACUUUUAUGGCCCACAAACUCAUCCCACCAUGUACCUGACUAUUCUCAUGGAGAGAUCAGCACUUUCAUUAAGCCUUUCAGGCCUUCUACACUCAAAUGCGAUGCUGGAAUCCGCUCUAUCUCGCAUGCUUGAAGGACGUCACAUAUCAGAAAAAGAUUCGGACUCUUUCAGAACCAACUAUCCUGAGAUACAUGCAAAAUUUUGGAGACAGUUGCAGAUGCUUUUGAAGAAAAUGUUGGCCGUAACAACUUCAGCAAGUGCAAACAAGUCUUCUCCCGUCUCUCAACCAAAUCAAGUAUCCAACAAGGCUGGAGAUGCUGGAAAGCUAAGGGAGCUUUACAAAAUGUCUCUGAAGUCCACUGAUAUGAGUGAAUUGCAUGCUAUGCACGCACUGUGGACAUCAUAAUCAAAAACAUGCCUCUACAGUUGCUGUUUUUAAAUAUUUUGCAUCUUAGGUAGAAAGUGCACGUGGUUAUGUAUAGUCAAAUAUUAGUUAUACCAAAUAUAGUGUAGGAUACUCUUUUUGGAUUGUCUAUUUAACAGAGAGGAAGAUUCUGAAGAUGACAUGAAUAACACUUUCGGGUAUCCAUUUUGAUUCUGAGACUUCAGGAUUAUACAGGAUUUUGAUUCUCAAUACCGUCGACUUUUCCUGUUUGAAUUUGCUUGGAAGGUUCAGGACCAAUGUAUAUUUGAAGAGCUUGUUCCAUUUUCUUCCUCUUACCUUAUUGAUCA